AUGGGUCAGACCAGUAGCUGGAGGUUGGCUCCCAACAGAAUUGAGACCAGUUGUCCAAGCCAUAGAGAAACACAAAUCCUAACAUGUGUCACUAAAUUCCAUCUCCUGGAUCUUUCGGAGGACCCAGACCUACAGCCCAUCCUUUUUGGUCUGUUCCCUUUCCUGUACCUGGUCUCCAUGCUUGGAAAUCUGCUCAUCAUCCUGGCUAUCACCUCUGACCCCAACCUCCACACCCCCAUAUACUUCUUCCUCUCCAUCAUCUCCUUGGCUGACAUUGGCUUCACCUCCACCACCAUCCUCAAGAUGCUGGUGAACAUCCAGACUCACCACAGAGCCAUCUCUUGCACAGGCUGCCUCAGACAGUUGUCCUUUUUUUUUUUUUUUGCCAUUUUUGCAUGCAUGGGUGACAUGCUUCUGACUAUUAUGGCUUAUGACCGGUAUGUGGCCAUUUGUCUCCCCCUGAAAUACACAGUCAUCAUGAAUCCCCAUGUCUGUGCAUUCUUAGUUUCAGUAUCUUUUGUGGUUAGCCUUCAGGACUCACAGUUGCACCUUUUCAUUUUCUUCAAGUUCCCUUCCUUCAAGGACUUUGACAUUGCAAGUUUCUUCCAUAACCCUGCUCAGCUCCUCAGUUUGUGUUGUUCUGACACAUUAACUCAUGAUGUUGUCAUGUAUUUCACCAGCACUGUAUUUGCCUUUUUUCCUAUCUUGGGGAUCAUCUGGUCUUACUAUGAAAUUGUCUCUUCUAUUCUGCAAAUGUCAAUCCCAGCUGGGUGGCACAAAGCCUUCUCUACUUGUGGUUCUCACCUAUCAGUGGUUUGCUUAUUUUAUGGAACUGGGAUGGGGGUGUACCUUUUCUCAGAUGUUGCAUCUUUCCCCAGAGAGAGCACAGUAGCCUCAGUGAUGUGCACAGUGGUCACUCCUCUCCGAAACCCCUUCAUCUACAGCCUGAGAAACAAGGACAUUCAAAGUACCCUGUGGAGUCUCUACAGAAGAAAAACAUUUCCAUCUUCUUCCAUUUGA
Molecule: messenger RNA, 1020 nt
Organism: Dipodomys spectabilis (banner-tailed kangaroo rat)
Lineage: Eukaryota; Metazoa; Chordata; Mammalia; Rodentia; Heteromyidae
Product: olfactory receptor 18-like
Biological process (GO): G protein-coupled receptor signaling pathway
Cellular component (GO): membrane
Molecular function (GO): G protein-coupled receptor activity; olfactory receptor activity
Source: RefSeq, a predicted model, not a curated record